This is a messenger RNA of Bombina bombina (fire-bellied toad), 3449 nucleotides long. Its product is annotated as adipocyte plasma membrane-associated protein. The record is from RefSeq and is a predicted model, not a curated record. The transcript is spliced from 9 exons. Gene Ontology annotation, biological process: biosynthetic process. Gene Ontology annotation, molecular function: strictosidine synthase activity. NCBI's taxonomy places the organism in Eukaryota, Metazoa, Chordata, Amphibia, Anura, Bombinatoridae. Bases 157 to 1134 code for a protein of 325 amino acids.
UCCCCGCCCCCCAGCUGGGGUGCAGCUGAUGCCCGCAAGUUGGCAAUAAUGCAAUCAAGACAGCGAGUUUCUUUUCCAAGGUUUAAUCCAACAUUAUCAGGAAGAUAAGCCCUCUGCACCGAUUGGCCUCCCGUGACCCCGCGGCUCCCCGGAACUAUGUAUCUCAAAUGUGGUUUUUCGGUAGCUGUUCUUGCGGCUGCUUUUGGCAUUUACCUAUUACCAUCUCCUAUUGAUCCAGAACCAUUUAUGUUCAACAAACCUCCACCUCUCAUUGGCCCUUUGACAAUAAACAGAAAACUACAUCAAGGUAGAAGACUAUUUUAUGGGCAGCUGAAAGGACCGGAGUCCUUUACCACUGAUAAUGAAGGAAACCUCUAUACUGGCACUGUAGAUGGAAAGCUGUGGCAAAUCCGCGAUGGGCAGUUAUCUUUCAUAACUCAGAUGGGGAAGAAUGUGUCAGAAUGCGGGACUUCGGACUUUGAGCCGGUGUGUGGUCGGCCACACGGUGUUCGGAUGGAUCGUAGUGGACAUCUCAUUGUUGUAGAUUCAUAUUUUGGACUCUUUAAAGUCCACCCACAAACUGGAGAGAAAACCCUUUUGGUUUCUAAUGAAGACGGAACAGAUGGAAUCCCAUUCAGAUUCCUGAAUGGACUGGAGGUGUCCAGCAAUGGUACUAUUUAUUUCACAGACUCCAGCAGUAAAUGGGGAAGACAACAUCAUAGAUAUGAGGUGUUAGAGACAAAUCAUUUGGGACGACUAUUACAGUAUAAUCCCAUGAAACAAACAACUGUGACUUUGUUGGAUGGUCUGUACAUGGCAAAUGGUCUGGCCCUGUCUCCUGAGGAGGAUUAUAUCCUGAUAGCAGAGACCAGUGUCUGCAGAAUCUUAAGGUAUUGGUUAACCGGCAGUAAAGCAGGAGUGAAAGAAAUUUUUGUGGACAAUAUGCCCGGAUAUCCUGACAACAUAAGAAUUUCAGCCAUGGGCACAUACCGUGUUGGCGUUUCUACAACUCGCUUUCCUGGGUUAUUUUUACCAUUUCUAGAUAUUAUUGCCCCUUAUCCUGCCUUGAAGAGAUUCAUUGUAAAGCAAAUACUGCCUGACGGUGCCUGUGUGUCGUCUACUCAAGUUCACUAAAGUCAGCCAACAGCUGUGGUUACAGAUUGCAUCCUGUUUCUUCUUCUACAACAGCAAGUUCAUCCACACAUCCUGCAGCCUGUUUCUUCUUCUACAACAGCAAGGUCAUCCACACAUCCUGCAGCCUGUUUCUUCUUCUACAACAGCAAGGUCAUCCACACAUCCUGCAGCCUGUUUCUUCUUCUACAACAGCAAGGUCAUCCACACAUCCUGCAGCCUGUUUCUUCUUCUACAACAGCAAGGUCAUCCACACAUCCUGCAGCCUGUUUCUUCUUCUACAACAGCAAGGUCAUCCACACAUCCUGUAGCCUGUUUCUUCUUCUACAACAGCAAGGUCAUCCACACAUCCUGUAGCCUGUUUCUUCUUCUACAACAGCAAGGUCAUCCACACAUCCUGCAGCCUGUUUCUUCUUCUACAACAGCAAGGUCAUCCACACAUCCUGUAGCCUGUUUCUUCUUCUACAACAGCAAGGUCACCAACACAUCCUGCAGCCUGUUUCUUCUUCUACAACAGCAAUGUCAUCCACAUCCUAGUGCAGCCUGUUUCUUCUUCUACAACAGCAAAGUCAUCCUGCAGGUGCACUGCAACUCUGAAAGCCUGUGUCUUCUACAACAGCAAAUGAAAGCCAGCGUUGCCUCAGUCUCAAAUAAACAUGAAUAUGAGCAACCCCAUUGUUGUCGUCUUUAAAGUUUAUAUUCAAAUAAUUUCAAGUGUAAGCCUGUGGUCUCUUGUCUCUUCUCAAUCAAGGUGACUGCAUCAUCAUUAAGUUAAGCAAGCCCAUUGUUGUCUUCUUUAUAUUCUAGACCAAGUACAAGCCUGUGGUCUCUUGUCUCGUCUCAAUCCAGGUGAUGUCACUGCAUCAAAGUCCAUUGUUGUAUUCUUUCUUUAUAUUCAAAAGUGCAGCUAGCCUGUGUUCUCUUUAAAGGGACAGUAUACACUCAUUUUCAUAUAACUGCAUGUAAUAGACACUACUAUAAAGAAUAAUAUGCACAGAUACUGAUAUAAAAAUUCAGUAUAAAACUGUUUAAAAACUUACUUAGAAGCUGUCAGUUUACCUCUGUUGAAAAGGUAGCUGGAAAGCCCACUGCAAGUGGCAAAUAAGACACUUCCCCCCUCCCCCUUCUUUUGCAUAUGAAAAGACCCUUUACACAAACAGGAGCAAGCUGGAGUAGGUAGUCGAGCGUAUUCACAUAAAACUUUGGGGCUUGGUUAGGAGUCUGAAAAUCAGAGCAAUGUUAUUUAAAAAUAAGCAAAACUAUACAUUAAUUAAAAAAAAAAACUUUAUGGGCUAUAUAAAUAGAUUAUCUACAAAACAUUCAUGCAAAGAAAAAAUGAGUGUAUAAUGUCCCUUUAAUAAAAGGUGACUGCAUCAUCAAUCCCAUUGUUGUCUUUAUAUUCAAGUGCAGCAAGCCACUGUGUUCUCUACUUCUCUUCAAUCAAGGUGCCUGCAUCAUAGCACUAUCAGCCUAUUUUUUUCUUCUUUAAAGUGCAGCAAGCCUGUGUUCUCUCUUCAAUCAAGGUGAAUGCUUAAUCAAGCCCAUCACUGUCUUCUUUAUAUUCAAGUGCAGCUAGCCUGUGUUCUCUCUUCAAUCAAGGUGAUUGCUUAAUCAAGCUAGCCCAUUGUUGUCUUCUUUAUAUUCAAGUGCAGAAAGCCAGUGUCCUCUUCUUCUCUUCAAUCAAGGUGACUGCAUCAUAGCACUAUCAGCCUAUCUUUUUCUUCUUUAAAGUGCAGCAAGCCUGUGUUCUCUCUUCAAUCAAGGUGAAUGCUUUAUCAAGCCCAUUGUUGUCUUCUUUAUAUUCAAGUGCAGCUAGCCUGUGUUCUCUUCAAUCAAGGUGACUGCAUCAUCAAUACCAUUGUUGUCUUUAUAUUCAAGUGCAGCAAGCCAGUGUGUUCUCUACUUCUCUUCAAUCAAGGUGACUGCAUCAUAGCACUAUCAGCCUAUCUUUUUCUUCUUUAAAGUGCAGCAAGCCUGUGUCCUCUCUUCAAUCAAGGUGACAGCUUAAUCAAGCCCAUCAUUGUCUUCUUUAUAUUUAAGUGCAGCUAGCCUGUGUUCUCUCUUCAAUCAAGGUGACUGCAUCAUAUAGCACAUUGUUGUCCUCUCUUUAUAUUCAAGACUUUCAAGUGCAAGCCUGUGGUCUCUUGUCUUAAUUGCAGCAGAAGCAUAUCAUCCAUUCUUUAAUAAUUAAUCAAAAUACAUUGUGUGAUUCUAAUCAAAAAUCUUUAAGAAGCUUUUCUAAAACUGCUUCCGCUGCGUCAUCUCUGCAACUUGAAGAAGCUAUACUAGCAUCAUAAGAGCUAAGCUAACUGCAUUAU